AUUUUAUGUGGGAUUGAUAUUGCUAAUGCAGAACUCAACAUAAGUUGUUGUGAAAGCAUUGUAUAAUGAUUUGAUAGUGGUACUUUCGUAGUACCGCCUUUCUGGCCUCCACAGGGUUCAGGAAGGAGUGUUAUUGAUCAGUUUAAGCUUUUCCGGAAGGAAAGAAAAGCUAUCGGGUGCCCUUCGUUUUUGUGGGUUCCUGCUUAUUUAUCUAUCCAGAUUUCAUGUUUUUUCUUGUGGAUAACUAGCAUAAGAAGAAUGUCACUUGCUGAUCAUCCUGGAUUUGAUUCGGGUGGAGCUUUAUGGUUUCAAGAUUUGACUGAAAUUCCCAAUGGUCUUUAUGGUCCACUCUUCCCCUUUUUAAUUGCUGGUUUGCAUUACACAAACACGCAGAUAACUUUUACAGCAUCUUCAGUUCACAAAGUUGAUAAAUUCGCUGAAUUGGCAAAAGCUUACAAGACAUUUCUGAAUCUUUUGACAGUUGGUCUUUAUUUCCUUUCAUUCCAAAUGCCUCAGGGAAGUCUGCUCUACUGGGCUACCAAUUUGUCAUUCAGCAUAGCUCAGCAAUCAAUCCUCAACCAUCCUGUUGUAAGUGCUAAGUUGGGUCUACAAGGAAACGACACUCUUCAGAAAGAGGCUGGGAAUCCUAUAUUGACAAACAUUAAUGAACCGCAACUCUCUGAUUCAUCCUCGAAAGGACGCAUGAUCUCAGUGCAUAAUUUAACCCCUAAAGAGUUGGUUGCUCUUUCUGCCAAAUACUUGUCAGGAGGGCACAAAGAAAAAUCAAUUCCGCUAUUAAGAUUGGCAUUAGAAAAGGAUCCUGAAUAUCUUCAAGCUAUGGUUAUUCUUGGCCAGGCUUUAUAUCAGAAAGACCAGUUCGCUGAAGCUGCAAAAUACUUAGAGGAGGCUGCUUCAAUGCUUCUUGAUGCUUGUCCAACAGAACUUGCAGAAGUUGAUCUUUUAAUUGUUGCAUCUCAAUGGGCAGGUGUAUCCAAUAUUCGACAGGGAAAGACAUCAGAAGGAAUCACACACCUUGAAAGAGUAGCAAACAUGGAAGAGCCUGAAGAUCCCAAGAGCAAAGCUCAUUACUUGGACGCAUUGGUUCUCUACUCAAGUGCUAUAUUUAACGAAGGAAGGAGAGAUGAAGCUGCAAAGUAUUUGAGAAGAGUGGUGGCUUAUGAUCCAUCCUUCAGUGAAUUGCUGAAACAAUGCGAAGAAGAUGAUACCGAUACCAUUCCCACUUCUUCUUCAUCUAAUUCUACCCACAAAACUUCAUAAUUUUUUUUGUUUCUGUUGUUUUCUUUCCUUAAACUUUACUGAUUUUAUUUUGGGAGUUGGACCAUUAAAAUCGAUUUUUUUUUAUAGAUAAAUAAGAAUAUGGAUAGCUUAUUAUCUUCUAUUCUAUUCAAAAUCAGUAUGUGUAUUACAGUGUA
Molecule: messenger RNA, 1433 nt
Organism: Camelina sativa (false flax)
Lineage: Eukaryota; Viridiplantae; Streptophyta; Magnoliopsida; Brassicales; Brassicaceae
Source: RefSeq, a predicted model, not a curated record